Truncatella angustata is the source of this 1380-nucleotide messenger RNA. RefSeq names its product pyridoxal phosphate-dependent transferase. Lineage: Eukaryota; Fungi; Ascomycota; Sordariomycetes; Amphisphaeriales; Sporocadaceae. Gene Ontology annotation, molecular function: pyridoxal phosphate binding; L-2-aminoadipate:2-oxoglutarate transaminase activity. Bases 1 to 1380 code for a protein of 459 amino acids. Gene Ontology annotation, biological process: biosynthetic process. The record is from RefSeq and is a predicted model, not a curated record. The transcript is spliced from 2 exons.
AUGGUCUUGAAAUACGGCAUUCCGCAGACACAAAUCAAUCUACAAGGAGGAUGGCCCACGCCGCGUCUUCACCCAGCCAAGGAGCUGGAAGCGGCAGCGGCUAGGGUAUUCGCUAGUCCCGACAUCCAACAACAAUUACGGUACGGGCCAGGACAAGGAGAAUCCGGGUUGAGAGCCAACAUUGCUGGUUGGCUCUCGGAUGAAUACCAACCCACGGCGGGGCUGAUUUCGCCGGAACGUAUACUUGUUACGAACGGCGCUUCCAACGGACUGGCCACCAUUCUGCAGAAGUUUGCUGAUCCGGGGUAUACUCGGACGAUAUGGGUGGUCGAGCCGACAUACCAUCUUGCGUGCCCCAUUUUUCGCGAUGCGGGCUUUUUGGGACGAAUCCGGGCUGUGCCAGAGGGCAAGGAGGGCGCUGACCUCGACUUCUUGAGGCAAGCGCUUGACGAUUCUGAGAAAAAGUCGACCCUGUUUGGAGAAGCCCCGCCGAACAAGACCUCAGGGAAUGGCUAUCCCAAGAUUUAUCGCCACAUCUUAUAUAUGGUGCCCACGUUCUCAAAUCCUAGCGGAAGGACCAUGGCACUAGAGGAUCGCAAGGAGCUAGUCCGUAUUGCGAGGAAGCACGAUGUUCUGCUGGUGACCGACGAUGUUUAUGAUGUCCUCCGAUGGUGUCCAACGGAGGGCUGCAAUUGUCAGGAUGCGCACCUGCUAUGUCCUCCCCGUCUCGUGGAUGUCGAUCGAUCGUUACCAGGCCAGGACGCCUUCGGCCAUGCCAUCAGCAAUGGCUCUUUCUCGAAGAUCGUCGCUCCUGGUGUGCGUGUCGGGUGGAUGGAAGGAACAACAGAGUUUGUGAAGACAUUGAGUCGCGUGGGUGCAAGUGCUUCGGGCGGGAACCAAGCACAUAUGGCAUCACUAAUCUUAGGACAGCUUUUUGCAAAUAACAGCCUGCAGCGUCAUGUUAAAGACGUGUUGAUACCUACCUACCGGGAGCGAUACUACACCAUGGUAGCAGCGAUCAGACAGUAUCUGUAUCCAUACGGCGUGAGAAUAGUGACAGACAAGCUGGGCAAUCCGAGUGCAGAACCUGCUGGGGGUUUCUUUCUAUAUGUACUCUUUCCCGAAGAUGGCUCACUACCAGGUAUCGAGACAAUUCAUAGCCUGGCGUUAGAGCAAUUCAAUCUUCGCAUAGCACCUGGUGGGCUGUUCACGGUUGGCGACGACAACUCAGAGCACCCGUCACGGUCGAAAACGUACAUUAAUGGAGCUCGGUUAUGUUGGGCAUGGCAUGAAGUAGACGAGUUGGUUGAAGGAAUUGAAAGAUUAGGCGAAGCUCUGAAGAUGGCGAAACAAAUACGGCGUAGUGGUCGUAGUGGUUGA